CGGACAGUGCGCGGGCGCUGCGCGGGUGCUGCGCGGGGCGGUGCGCGGCCAUUGCGCGGCAGCGGGGAUGGGCGGCGCGGUGCCGGUGCCGGUAGCGCUGCCGGCGGUGCUGCUGGCCGUGCUGGCGGCGGGGCGCUGCGCGGCGCAGUACGAGCAGUACAGCGUGCGCGGGUUCCCCGCGGCCGCGCUGGAGCCGCUGCAGAGCGCCUACGAGCGGGCGCUGGAGCAGUACGCGGACGCGCAAUGGGCGGAGAGCGCCCAGGGGCUGGAGGCCAGCCUGCGGCUGCACAGGCUGCUGCGGGACAGCGAGGCGCACUGCCACCGCCGCUGCGCCGGGGAGCCCCCCGGGGAGCCCCCCGCGGGGCAGCGGGACCCCGCGGGGGAGUGGGAGCGGGAGAUGCGGCUCUUCGGGCGGCUGCUGCUCCGCGCCGGCUGCCUGCGCGCCUGCAAGCGGGAGCUGCCCGUGUUCCAGCUGCGCUACCCGCCGGCGCAGACCCUGCGCGACUUCCAGCGCCGCCAGCCCUACCAGUACCUGCACUACGCGCUCUUCAAGUCAAACAAGAUCAAGAAAGCCGUGUCUGCUGCCCACACCUUCCUGCAGAAAAACCCCAAGCACGAGAUGACCUUGAGGUACCUCAACUACUACAGGACGAUGCUGGACGUGGAUGAAUACCUGGUCGACCUGGAAGCUCAGCCCUUUGAGCCGAUAUUCGUGCGGUCAGUGAAGCUGUACAACAGCGGCGAUUUCCGGAGCAGCGCAGCCGACAUGGAGCAGGCUCUGGCCGAGUACUACAAGGCCUACGAGGAUUGUCUGGCCGGCUGCGAGGGCGCCUACGAGCUCCAGGAGUUCAAGGACUUCUACCCUGCCAUCGCAGACCACUUUGUGAGCGUCCUGCAGUGCAAGGUGGACUGCGAGAGCGAGCUCACCCCCAACGUGGGCGGCUACUUCGUGGAGAAAUUCGUGGCCACCAUGUACCACUACCUGCAGUUCGCUUACUACAAGCUGAACGAGGUGCAGGACGCGGUGCGCAGCGUCUCCAGCUACAUGCUCUUCGACCCGGGCGACUCCGUGAUGCAGCAGAACCUGGUCUAUUACCGCUUCCACCGCGAGCGCUGGCGCCUGCGCGAGGAGGACUUCGAGCCACGGCCGGAAGCCGUGAGGUACCACAACCAGACGGCCGCCCAGAAGAAGAUGCUGGAGUUCGCCCGGCAGUACCUGCAGGAUGAUGAUGAUGAGAUGGAGGUGGAUGGUGCUGAGGGGCUGCAGGAGCAGGACCUGCCCUCCGAUGGCGAGUUCGAGGGUGAGGGUGACUACGAGGAAGGCUUCUUCUCAGAGUGGUGGCAGGAACCCAAGACCAAAGGAGACAAAGACGACCAAGAGAUCCUAUGAUGAGCCAGGUGAAGGGGGAGCCAGCUGGAUG
Messenger RNA from Passer domesticus (house sparrow), 1421 nucleotides. RefSeq names its product prolyl 3-hydroxylase family member 4 (inactive) (gene P3H4). Gene Ontology annotation, biological process: collagen fibril organization; peptidyl-lysine hydroxylation. The record is from RefSeq and is a predicted model, not a curated record. NCBI's taxonomy places the organism in Eukaryota, Metazoa, Chordata, Aves, Passeriformes, Passeridae. The coding region runs from base 68 to 1390 and encodes 440 amino acids. The transcript has 8 exons. Gene Ontology annotation, molecular function: collagen binding; protein binding. Gene Ontology annotation, cellular component: endoplasmic reticulum.